Molecule: messenger RNA, 417 nt
Organism: Gongylonema pulchrum
Lineage: Eukaryota; Metazoa; Nematoda; Chromadorea; Rhabditida; Gongylonematidae
Source: the annotation of a GenBank genome assembly
AUGCCGGCAUUCCUACAGCCAUUGUUUACCUCAAAAGAGCCGUUUCGUUACCACUGCAUGGAUGAGGAACAGCGAAAUUUGCCGAGUGCCUUUGUGAUUUAUCCAAAAUCAAGCAGUGAACCGCCGAACUCAUUUUGUUGGGUUGGUGCCAGCGGCUAUACAUUAGGACGAAUAGACUUGACGGCAACCGAUGCGUACGAUAUAGUUAUCGAGGAUGUGCAUAUUCCGCAUAAAUUAGUGGACGGUCGUCACAGCUAUCCGCUGGACACUGCAUUAACGGAAUACAAUGUUUUGUUUUUGUACAGUGAUCAUAUUGAAGCAGUUUCGUUGCUCAAUCAGAAACGAAUGUUUGAGGAUAUCAUUGGAACGGUUAGCUAUUUUGCAACAAAGUGUAUUUUAAGUGGAAUAACAGACUGA